AUGCAUCCAGCAUCAAGUUCUAGAUCAUUCUGGACUCGUUUGGAUCUAUGGAUCAAUCAAUGCCUGUCUGCUUUGAUCACAGCCUUCAAUCAGACUAUUAUUCGAUCUGACGGCGUAUUUACCCACACGUCUUAUAGGGAUGAUGAGCCUAGGAAAGCUACAUACCGACAUACGACACAUGGCUGGGCUGGGCUGGGAUUGACUAGGUUUCCUUUGAUCAUGCUACUACCACUUUUUCUCCAUUCUUUACCUCUUUGCCGUUUCCUUUCGAUUUUGUUUUUUUUUCCCCCACCCAUUCUUGCUAUAGACCCCUUUUUCUCCCUCUCACCUUCUACAACCCCUUUUCAUAUAUCAACUUCUUGUCUUACUACUGCUCCCCUUCUUUUCUUCAGCAUGUGGAGUGGUUUGAAAUCCGUGGAUUGA
Molecule: messenger RNA, 423 nt
Organism: Trichophyton rubrum CBS 118892
Lineage: Eukaryota; Fungi; Ascomycota; Eurotiomycetes; Onygenales; Arthrodermataceae
Exons: 1
Coding region: 1-423 (140 amino acids)
Source: RefSeq, a predicted model, not a curated record